Molecule: messenger RNA, 1685 nt
Organism: Photinus pyralis (common eastern firefly)
Lineage: Eukaryota; Metazoa; Arthropoda; Insecta; Coleoptera; Lampyridae
Product: transcription termination factor 5, mitochondrial-like
Exons: 7
Coding region: 216-1646 (476 amino acids)
Biological process (GO): regulation of DNA-templated transcription; termination of mitochondrial transcription
Cellular component (GO): mitochondrial matrix
Molecular function (GO): double-stranded DNA binding
Source: RefSeq, a predicted model, not a curated record
UUAACUUCUAUAACAAAAAGAGAAUGCCCCAUUGUUAUUUCUUUUAAUACUCAACAGUUGUCCAAAGAAAUCGAGUCAAUAAAUUUGAUACAAUAGGUAUUCGGCAAUGAAUUUGGUGAAAGCACCCAUUGGGUUAUUGUAAACCUGUCUUUUGCGCUAACACAAACAUAACCAAAAAAUAAUCUACAUAACCUUCAUUUUUCGAAAUUUUUGAGAUGUUAUUCAAGCGCAAUUUAUUUAUUAUUUCAAAAUUACCAAUCGUUAAAACUCGUAGUUGGUCUUCUAAAAGCAUAAACGCUUUCUGCAAUUUAUUUGACUUGAGCAGAGGAGAAUUUGACUCUUACAGAAAAGAGACUAAUAUUCCGUCAUUAGAAGUCGAACAUUUAAACGAAAUUUCCAAUUUGCGUGAACGUAUUAACAUACCGGUCCAGGAAUGGCUCCUGUUUCCUAGCUUGUUAAAGGAAAAUGCCAGGCAUUUGGAGGAGUGUUAUCUGCAACUGAAGGAAGGAGGAUUUGAACGUAUAGACGCGCGAAUUUUAGCUAAGAGAUUGGUGCAGAAAUCUAUUCGUCUUCUCAAAGCUGGUGGUUAUCUUUCUGCACAUGUUAGUGUAACUGAAUCAUUUCUGAAACAUCUCAAUCACAAGUUGUCUAUUGAAAAUUUAAGUGAGGAAAGCACCUUUCAUUUCGUCUAUCGAACUGUUUUAACACACUGCCUAAUGUCGAGGUUUAACACAACGCAAAGCGUAAUUGAGAAAUUUUUUAGAAUGUACCCGAUAGUUAAAAUCAAAAGCUUCCAAACACACUUGGAAAACUUUCAACUUGCGGAUAAACUCAAUUUUCCAACUGACGAUAUAUUUCAAUGCGGUUUUCUGUUAAGUACACACCCCAAAAACACAUACCGAUUGCUGCGGGAGGUGCCAACUUUAGCAGGCAUGGAUAUACAUGAAGCGAUCAGGUUAAAACCGCGACUAUUACGUAUACCUUCGAAGAAGAUUAAGGAAAUUUACAGAUGCCUUCGAGAAGCAAACAUUGCAGAUGAUGUGAUACAGCACCACCUUAGCAUAUUCUUUUUAAGUCCAAAUACUGUCGCAUUGCGGAUAAAAGACGCUCGCAGCAUUCCCGAAUUUAAUUUCUUUAUCAACGAUCCUAACUUUCUCAGGCUAAUCAUCAACUUUGGGGAAACAAGAUCAAGAAUAGCGUAUCUUAAAGAAAUGAAGAUAAAGUGCACGUCACUCUCCGUACUUUGCUACAAACCAGAGCAGUUCAUUGCGUUUCUGCAACAAGGCCUUAAUAUGCACCGUCACGAGGAGGUUACAAAGUUUAUUCAACAGUUACUCGGAAGUCAUAGUCGACGAAUUGGUGUUAAUUUAAAGAAGCACGUUCACCAUCGAUGUGUUAACUUAAGCCGUAUAGAAGAUAAUUACGAGUACUUGCGGGAAUUGAAUUUCAGUAGGGAAGCUAUUAUAAAUGCAAUUCCGGUGCUUUUGUAUUCACGGGGCAAAGUAAAGGCAGCCUAUGAAAGUGCCCGUGAUUACCUGAAAGGUGACGGAACUGAAAUAGAGCACUUAAAUUUGAUAUUAUAUUUUAUGGAACGUGAACAUCAUUUUACGGGAAAUGGUAUUUGGAAUCAUACCGAAAAUGCGUAACUUAUUGAGGCUGUAGUUAAUAAAAGAUUUUAAUGCUUG